AGGUGGCCACAGUGGAUGCUCUGACCUUGUGCAGUGCAGGCGAUGCCUUGGCGCAACUCUUCCUGCAGGAGAAGGACAGCAAGAGCGCGCAGAGCGAAUUGGGCCAUGCCAUUCAGCGCCUGGAACGUGAGUUGCAGAGCUCCUCUGGACCCCAAGCAAGGCUGGACCCGCAAAUCGCUGGUGCCUUGUCCUUUGAUCCGCCGUCCCUGCGGCCUCCCGGCUUCGCUCUCUUUGCCGCCGAAGGCGUGCAGGUUGAGGAUGAGCCCGGCUCCCCCCCGGCCUCACCGGUGGCCUCGCCUCCCGGCUCGCCCAACUCGAGGGCAUCCAAGGCGGAAAGUGAGAAACCACCAGCAGAAG
Cladocopium goreaui is the source of this 357-nucleotide messenger RNA. Lineage: Eukaryota; Dinophyceae; Suessiales; Symbiodiniaceae. The record is from the annotation of a GenBank genome assembly.